GGUAUUUUCGUGCCGGUCUUGCCGCCCGGCGACGAUCGGCUCGGACCAGUAGCGCGCUCGACGGCGCGCGGAACGGACUCGAAGGACGGCGCACUCUUUCUUCGGUUGUAUCUUCGAAAUAUCGUUUCUCGCUCCACGUGUGUGUGUGUGUGUCCGUGUCAUCGUCGGUGCCAUCAUCGGGAAGUUUCGGAAACGAUCCGGGCGACGCCGAUCGCGAUCGAAAUCACGGAUUCGGUUUUUUUAUCGGUGUCGGGGUGCCGCGCGGCUCGAAUCCUCUCGAUCAUCCUCCAGCAUUCGAAUCGACUCGUCCCGAAGUUCUCAGUGCGAUCGCAGCCAGCGUCCCUCUCCCCUUUCGUUUCGGUGCAGUGGUGAUCCUCGGGAACGCUUCUUCUCAUUGGCAAGAAGGAGAACGAUGCGCCGGUGACGCAACAGUUUCGAAAAUAUGUCCGGCGAUCGGUGUUACUCUUAAUAUUCGGCUGCGCGUUUCUCGUUGUCACCGCUUACUGACCUGUUCGACUUGAACCGACUCCGACCGGCGGCAAAAUGAUGCUGAUCAAGAGCUUCUUCCGGCGGAUCAUCAAGGACUUUCGGCACAAGGAGCUGCUACCCCUGAAAAUGAUAUUCUUCGUUCAGGCGUCCACGCUCUAUGUACUUUAUCCGUAUCUGACGAUACAUAUGAGGGAGCUUGGCAUAAACGUGGAGGAAACCGCCAUAAUGAGCGCCAUUACGCCGGUGAUCGCAAUGGUGAUGCCACCUUUGGCCGGAAUGUUCGCUGAUCGCCUGGGAAAUUUCAAAAUUUUAUUGUCGCUGUUCUCCUCGUUCGGCGGACUCGCGGCGUUGCUGUUGCUGCUCGUGCCGAUCGGCAGGAUAACCGUGGAAUUUCCGAACCGAGUCGUUAUGGACCUCGGCUGUACAGGGAAUAACGGGCUGCUUUACACGAUGAGCCAGAGUCAUCCUUGCGAGACGAACUUGCAAGAAAAGAUCUCCACCAGGCUGGAAAGUUGCGGUUACAUGUGUCGCAUGGACAUUUACAACGACACGGAGGUGGAGUCGAUUUUGUCGUCGAGAAUGUACACGAUCGUGCGGCACAAUUUGGAGACUGGCAGCAACUCCACCGUCAAGUUCACGAUCGCUCAGGAUGACGUGCCAGUGCAGCCGAAAGACGAAGACAUCCGGGAAUAUCGUAGGCUAACGAACAACGAGCACUACAAGACGUCGAUACGUCGUCUCUCGAGGUCCGAGUACUUCUUCCCGGCCAAUCAAUUGUACGAAUUCGCGUGCACCGUGUCCGGAUUCAUCGAGGACUUCGAGACGUCGACCUUCAACACUGCCAUGUCGAACAGAAUCUACGAGAACCGGACGCUUUGCAGCUUUAAUCCUAUUUUAUCCCUUAAGGGUAACGCGAGCAAAACGAUAAACUAUCGUUCGUACAAAUCGAAGCUGAAAAGGCUGUCAUUGACGGACGAGGACCGCGAGCUGGAACGUCAGCGAUACUCAUCGGAGGAGAUCGCGUGGACCGGCGAUCGAUUCGAGAAGAUUACUUGCGGGAAUCCCGAUCCCCGGACCGAGAAGAUUCGGCUGGAUCUGCCGCUGAUUAAUUACACGAGCAGCGCGACGCCGUACAAGUUCCUUACCAGCGAUGACUGUCACAAAAGGUGUAUAGCGACCGCGCCGCGGAAGGAAGUCUGCUCGAACAAGGACAUGGAGCUCGAAUUCAACGUCAGACUGACCUUUUGGCUUUACUUCGUCAUCAGAGUAUUUAUCGGUGUAAUCGGCGGAACGACGUUCGCGAUGUUCGAGGGCGCAGUGAUCGCCAUACUGCGGGAACAGAAAGCCGAUUAUGGUCUCCAAAGGAUCUACGGGAGUAUCGGUGGCAUGAUUUCCUCGCCGCUAUCCGGCCUCUUGAUCGAUUACGCGAGCCGCGACAAGAGUUACACGGACUUCCGGCCCGCGUUUUAUUUGUACGCGGCGUUGAAGCUGAUGUCGGGCGUGCUGAUGCUCGCCAUCAAUUUAGAAUUCAAAUCGCCGUCGACGGACGUGAUUCGCGACGUUUUCACAGUGCUGAGGAACAUCGAGGCCGCCGCCCUAUUCAUCGCGUGCUUCAUCCUCGGCACCGCUUGGGGCUACAUCGAGUCGUUCCUCUUUUGGCUGAUCCAGGACUUAGGUGGAUCAAGAUCACUCAUGGGUAUCACCAUAACCGUAGGCGGUAUAGCCGGCAUACCAUUACUGGUUCUAUCCGGGCCAAUCGUGUCGAAGAUCGGCCACGCCAAUGUGCUGUUCAUAGGCUUCGUUUUUUACGCCAUAAGACUUUGCGGUUACUCGAUUAUUUACAAUCCGUGGCACACGCUUAUAUUCGAGGCGCUCGAGUCGGUGACUUUGUCGCUCAGUUUCACCGCCGCUGUUACUUACGCUGCUAAAUUGUCCACCACCACCACCGACAGCUCGAUACAAGGGCUGUUAGGCGGUGUAUAUUAUGGAGUAGGAAAAGGUUCCGGAAGCCUGAUCGGCGGCUACCUGAUGAAGGCGUUCGGUACCCGGCCGACCUACCGCAUCUUCGCUGGGCUGACCUUGGUUACCGGGGUGAUGUACUACAUCUUCAACGUGGCGUACCUGAAGAAGCGUCCGCAGGUCGAAGGAAACGAGAUCGUGAAGAAGAAGCCGAAGAACGCGGAGAAUCGAAACGGCGUGGAGCCCGGAAUCAUCGAGAUACCGAUGGAGGAGAAGAAGAAGAAGACGUCGACGACGACGAAGAAGAAGAACGAGGAGCCACGCGACGAGGUCGAGACGAAGGCGAAGAAACCGCGGAGCGAUCUGUGCGACGGCGGCGUCGACAACGAGGCGUUCGCCAAGGAUUCCGAGAACACGAGGAAGCCGCGGGAGAACGGAAGCCGGCCGGCGAACGACAUCGAGGCGGUGAACAACGCGAAGAACCUCGACAGCAUCGAGAGGGCGGAGGACAACGGCCGGAAGAAGUCGAAGAAGGGGAAGAAGAGGGCGGAGGAACGGGAACGGGCGAAAGAAUGCUCGCGGCAAAACGGCGCGACGAAUCCGGGAUUCGACGACGAACAGGAUCGGUGUAACGUCACCAUCGAGAGCCAGCCGGAUGACAAGAAAUGAACACGAAAGUUCCUUCAGGGAUCUCCGUACCGCCUUUCUUCGUUGUUCCAACGAUCGAUCGAUCGAUCGAUCACGGGAACUGCGAUCCGCGUCGGAAACGAGGUGCCGCGGGGACAGUGGAAAUAUUUCCGGAUCGCCGUUACCACGGCUUUCGACGCGAUUUCGUUGGCGAUAGUCUCCCUAAUUGUCCCUCUUUUUGGUCUCCCUAAUUGACGCGCAGUUUGGGAACAAAGAUGGACAAUUUGGGAA
Molecule: messenger RNA, 3366 nt
Organism: Megalopta genalis
Lineage: Eukaryota; Metazoa; Arthropoda; Insecta; Hymenoptera; Halictidae
Source: RefSeq, a predicted model, not a curated record